UGUGGAAAGUCCUUUGGGAAUUCCGCGGGGAAUUCCGCCACUGUGCAGUGGGAAGUCCGUAUGACGUGGCCGGAGGUAUUUUUCGGAAUUCCGCUGGGAAUUCCACCGGGAGCUCUGCGCCAUUGGUGAUGCUUAGCAGAUUUUCUCUCUCCCUCUCUUAGUCGACACGUCAGCUCGCCUGCAAGCAACAAAAUAACGCCCCAAAAAAACGAAGCAAAAAAAAAAAAGUUGAGAGAGAGAAAAUCCCACGAUGUGGGACUGGCUGGAUUCGUGGUGCUGUUCCCUCCCAAUAACACGCCAAAAACAGCCCAAUCAGAGCCCCCUCCUCACCGCCGCCGACGCCGCAUCGCGCCCUAACUGCAUCUCCUUCUCCGCCGCCGCCGCGAUGCUGAUUUCAUGGCUCAAUCGCCGCCGCCGGAGGUACCUUCUGCUGAUCCUCUGCAGCCCCUUCCUCGUGCCCCUCCUCUGCGCCACGUGCCCAAUCAUGUGCGCCGUGGAGCUCUGCUUCCUGAUCUCGCGGCUGCGGCGGAGGAAGGAGGUGGCUUCGGGGAGGGGAAGAUCCGGCGAUGGCGGCGGAGGUGAGGGAGGGCUGCUGCAGAGAUAUUUGGAGGAUCAGCUGAUGCUGGUGUGGGGAAAUGAUGAUUUGGGGGAAGGAGGAGGGGUCGAUGUCGAAUGUUUUGAUAGAGCGGGGGCUGUUUUGCAAUAGAGGGGGUUUUGAUUAUUGCUCCUUUAGGUUGUUUCUUUUUGCUGUUUGAGGCUCUUUUUUGUAAAUAUGAUAGUAACGCGACAGUACUGAAAACGAAGUUUCUGAAUUUGACUUUGUUUAUUCCAUUUCCGCUUUCGAAUUUUUUCCUCUUUAAUCGUAAAA
Salvia splendens (bonfire salvia) is the source of this 868-nucleotide messenger RNA. RefSeq lists its product as uncharacterized. The transcript has a single exon. Lineage: Eukaryota; Viridiplantae; Streptophyta; Magnoliopsida; Lamiales; Lamiaceae. The record is from RefSeq and is a predicted model, not a curated record. The coding region runs from base 251 to 706 and encodes 151 amino acids.